This is a messenger RNA of Triticum turgidum subsp. durum (durum wheat), 1314 nucleotides long. The record is from the annotation of a GenBank genome assembly. Lineage: Eukaryota; Viridiplantae; Streptophyta; Magnoliopsida; Poales; Poaceae.
AUGGCGGAGGAACAGCGAGUGGCGGCGGAGAGGCGAGCACGGCGCAAGCUGCUGUUCGCCGUCCCCAUCAUUCCGAUCGUGUUGCUCAUCGUCGGGUCAUGCGCGCUCUUCUUGUUCACGGCCGAACUCCCGCGCAUCCGCAUCGAGUACGCCUGCCUCGAUGGCGCCCGUGACGCUCCGGCCACGAAUUCGAAGGAGCCGCCGGAGGCCGUGGUGGUGCAGGCUGUUCCCGGCGAGGAGGAGGAGCAACCGCUGCGCCAGCUGAGCGACCGGCCGUACUCGCUGGGCCCGAACGUGUCCGACUACGACGCCCGCAGAGCGGCGUGGCUGGCCGCGCACCCUCGAUUCCCGGCCUUUGUAGCCCCGGGGCGGCCUCGGGUGCUCAUGGUCACCGGCUCGUCGCCGCGCCAGUGCAAGGCGGCGGAGGGCGACCACGUGCUCCUCCGCGCGUUCAAGAACAAGGCGGACUACUGCCGCGUGCACGGACUGGACAUCUUCUACAGCAACGCGGUGCUGGACGGCGAGAUGACGGGGUUCUGGACCAAGCUGCCGCUGCUGCGCGCGCUGAUGGUGGCGCACCCGGAGGCGGAGCUGCUGUGGUGGGUGGACUCGGACGCGGUGUUCACGGACAUGCUGUUCGAGCCGCCGUGGGGCAGGUACGCGGGCCACAACCUGGUGCUCCACGGCUGGGACGGCGAGGUGUACGGCGCCAGGAACUGGCUCGGCGCCAACACCGGCAGCUUCCUGCUCCGGAACUGCCGGUGGUCGCUGGACCUCCUGGAGGCCUGGGCGCGCAUGGGGCCGCGCGGCCCCGUGCGCGAGCGGUACGGGAGGGUCUUCGCGGCGGCGCUGUCGAACCGAGCGGCCUGGGAGGCCGACGACCAGUCGGCGCUGGUGUACCUGCUGGUGACGGAGCGCGGCAGGUGGGGGGACAAGGUGUUUCUGGAGAGCGCCUACCACCUGCACGGGUUCUGGGAGGAGAUCGUGGGGCGGUACGAGGAGAUGCGGAGCAAGGGGCGGCCGGGGCUCGGCGACCACCGGUGGCCGCUGGUGACGCACUUCGUCGGGUGCAAGCCGUGCGGGGAGCCGGGCGCGACCUAUGAUGCCGUGGCGUGCCGUGAGGGCAUGGAGCGCGCGCUCAACUUCGCCGACGACCAGAUACUCGGCCUCUACGGGUUCCAGCACGAGUCGCUCGGCACCACGGCCGUGCGGCGCGUCAGGAACGAUACCGGACGGCCGCUGGACGCCGACGACGAAGAGGUCGGCCGGCUCUUGCACCCAGAGUUCAGGAACCGUUUGAUUUACAUCCAAUGA